AUGGUUUCAGCUCGCACGCACCCCGGCUUAACCUCGGCACCCCGAUCAUCAGCAGAACCCCUCCUCGGGAUCGAUGCGACCCUAACCCCGUACUUGAAAGGUCGACCUGUCGCUAAAAAAGCAGGCUUAAAGAUGCAGUGGACCCCCGAGCACAGCCAGUGGGCCGAACAGCAUUUUGACAUCUCUUCCACCACGCGCUCGCCGGCCCACAAGGCUGAGGCCUACAGGGCGGUGCCCGGCCACCUGCAGCGCUCAGCCUCCUACCAGUACGCCUGGGCCAACGACGACAUCUCCGCCCUCACCGCCUCCAACCUGCUCAAGAAGUAUGCUGAGAAGUAUUCCGGUAUCCUGGAGAUGCCGGGCUCCUAUUCUGAGAUCCCGGGGGUGAUGAACGGACGGAAAGGUGAAUCCGAGCCCUGGCAGGAUGGCGUCUACCCCAUGAGCUGCAUCCCAGAGGGGGUUUCCAUCAGGAAGGGAGGGGUGGCGGCGGCCUCAGAGGUGGUGUCCGGCAUGUGCAGCUCCCCGGGUCUGGCCUCCAGCACCCUGAGCGAGCCCAGCUACUCCAGCAGCAGUUGUGGGAGCCACUCUGCCACAGCGCUCCACUCCUCCUCCAUGGCCUCUCAGGAAUACGGCCCUCCGUACAGCAGCUCCUACCUGCACAGUAGUUACAGUUCCCAGUCGGCCCCCGCCCCAGCACUCCCCUCCCCGCUGCACAGCUCUGGGCUCCUGCAGCCACCCCCUCCGCCGCCCUCCCACCCCACUUUAGUCCCAGCGUACAACGGAGGCUCCCCCAACUUGUCUAGUUAUAAUUACCCCCCAGCAGGCUACCCAGCUCAGAGCUCUGUCGGGCCGGGAUACAGCCCUGGAGGAGCCCCCCCUCCAUCAUCGUACCUCCCCUCAGGCAUCGCUGCCCCUACACCCCUUCCUCCCUCUUCCACUUUACCUGGAUACCCGUACCAGAGCCACAACCUGACCCCAAUUGCCCCCACCCCUCUGAACAGUAGCUCCUCCAACUCACUGAAGAGAAAAGCCUUCUACAUGUCAGGCCAGGGAGAAAUGGACUCUUAUGGUAACUUCGGCUAUGGCCAGGCUCGGAGCGCCGCUGAGAGCCCCAUGUACAGGAUAGCUGACAGCAGCAGCACGAACGGAGGCUCCAACAGCGCCGGCGGAUUCGACAGGGGGGCUGAAAAGUCGUCUUUACCUUUUAAUCCUCAGAAGCAGUCCACCAUGUCCUCAGAGCAGCAGCAGAGGAAGUACAGCAGCCAGGCAACAGGUGGGCCACUGACUCCCCCGGCCUACGUCACCUCCACCCUAGGGGGGUCCCGCUCAACUGAUUCCCUCGCCAGCUUCACCUCCCCCUCCCUCAGUGAGCAAGGUGCUGAGGAUCACCGUCUCCACCUCUCCCACUCAGCACCAGGGCCUACCUCCUCCUCAUCCACUUCAUCCUCCCGGCCUGCUGAAGAGCAGCUAAAAACCAGUGACCCUCACCUCCUCGACAUGGUGACCUCUGAAAUCGUUCAGCAGGGGCCCCCGGUGGAUUGGAGCGACAUUGCAGGACUAGAACUAGCCAAGGCAACCCUGAAGGAAGAGGUCCUCUGGCCCAUUCUGCGCCCGGACAUGUUCAGCAGUCUAGGCCCCGCACUGCGCUGCGUGUUGCUGUUUGGCCCCCGGGGCAGUGGCAGGACGUUGCUGGGUCGCUGCCUGGCCAGCCAGCUCGGGGCGCCGUUCCUCCAGCUCAACGGGUCCACGUUGGCCACCAAGUGGCUGGCAGAGGGAGAGAAAAUCAUCCGGGCAUCCUUCCUGGUGGCGCGCUGCCGGCAGCCCUCCGUACUGUUCAUCAGUGAAGUGGACAUGCUGCUGUCAGCACACCUCAGCGAAGAGAGCCCCAUCAACCGGCUGAAGAGGGAGCUCCUCGCCCAGUUGGACUCCCUUCUCAUGGGCUCAGGAGAGGACGCAGGCAACCAGGUUUUGGUGGUUUGCUCGACAAGCCGACCCCAGGACAUGGAUGAAGGGUUGCGCAGGUACUUUGGCCGCAGGGUUCUCGUGCCCCUGCCGGACGGCGCAGCCCGACACCAUAUCGUGAGCCAGCUCCUGGCUCAGUCUCAGCACAAAUACUGCCUGAGCGAGGAGGAGCUGGCGCUGCUGGUCCAGCGCACCGAAGGUUUCUCCGGACUGGACCUGGCCCGACUCUGCCAGGAGGCCCUCGUCGGUCUGCUCCACGUCUCUGCACAGGGCAUGGACAUGUCGGGUAUGAUGCCCCGGGGACAGGUCAGGCCCCUCACCUACCAGGACUUUGAGAGUGUCUUUUGUAAAUUCCAGGCCAGUAUAUCACAGAAAGAGAUUGACACGUACACUGAGUGGAACAAAAUGUUCGGCUGCAGCCAGUGAAAAGAAAGAUUCCGCCCUUGAGAAAAAGAGGCAAACACAAUUCCUCCCCUCAGGGCAGAAGCAUUGUGCUGGAGGGAAAGGCACACUGAAGGCCAACACAACUCACUGAGUUCUCACAAGCAGGGUUUAGACGUACCCAGAGACCUGGUUUGAUGAGACGACUGGCAGUUUUACAGUUAAUGAGCAAGAGUUUUAAUUUGAUUGCUUGACACUCCAGAAAGCCAGGCAUUGUUUACACAUUGCAAGCAAGUUGGCUUGAGAAGAGACGCCCCAGUGUCUGUGUACAUAUAUCGUUAUGUUCUUGUUCUUGACAUUUAGUUGGCUAUCCAAGUGCCUGAAGUGGUGCUUUCUGAGUUUCUUUCUUUGUUUAUUUGCCUCACAAUCCACAUUCAUGGCAUGAGCUGAUGAUUAUUAAGAGCUUUAAAACUUCAGCAGAGUCUGAAAAACUGAGAUUGACAGUUGCCAUUGGUGGUGGUCAAUCAUUCUCUAUUGUCUUGCUAAGAGCAGUAAUCCAUCAGGGCGGCAGUAGUCUGGGCCCUGACGCGCUCUUAUCUCUCCUGUGUCUGCAAAACAAACAAGCGUAACAAACAAAACUCAGGAAAGCGUUUGUGAAUUGUACAGUACCUCAAGAAAUCUUGACGAAAAGCACUAAGACCUGAGAGGAGAAUCCGGGGAGUUUAAGUUUAGCGAAGCAGUGUUAGGUUUACCUCAACUGGCUGUUAUAAAUAGCAAAGAGGUGACGAUGAAUGUACUGAAUAUUUUCUGAUGGAACAUAAUCAAUAGUGAGUAAAGACAUGUCCUUUUUUUUCUCACAGCAGGUGCUUUAGUAACCUGUUUCUACUUGACCACUCCUGAAGCUUAUUUUCAUCGCUUUGAAAAAAAAACAACCACAAAACUGUUGAGGUUUUAGAAGAAAAUCAGGUGUUGGGUCAAUGUCGUUGUAUAUUUAUUCAAAACCAUAAUCAACAUUGUUUAUAUUAUGCGAUCUAGGCUAUAGCAGGCUUUGCUGGAGGCUCCAUCAGUUUGUCAGCUAACUACUGCGCAAAAUGCUCGUCAGUGAGGGAUGAACUUGAUGCUUAAACACCUCCAAUGAAUAUAAAGAAAUUGAUUGAGAUUUUAGGGAACACACAGAUCCAUUUCCCAACAUGUUUUUUAAGUCACAGUGAUAUCAAAGACAACAUAUCUGUGUGAAAUGUCGACUUGAUGUCACUAUAACUACACUACUAAAGUCAGGACGAUACUGAAUUGCUCAUCUGUUGCAAAAUAGUGGGAAAAGUAAAAGAGUAAAUGAGAGUUUUUGCUGAAGGUGAAUUUCAUUUUAGCAAUUCUGAUUGAUUGACAUCUCUAUAAUCUUAGUGUCCAACCAGAAAGCUCGGACACUAUUUCAAUCAUCGUUAAAUUCAGAACAUUUAAGUGUAAUAUGUUUAAUCCAAACUGACCCCCGAAGACUAAUUCAAUCGUCAUUUCUUCAGUUCCGAUCAUUUUUGUUCUCUAUAUCUUCACCUACAUGCAUUUGGAUGCACACUUCAGUUGAGUGAAAAGCUUUGUAACAUGAGUGAGGAAUUGUGGUCUUAAAGUCCUUCAUCCCUGAAGGUUAUCUGUCGCCCUUUGUGUUGGAAGGUAUUUUUUUCCCUUCCUUGUGUAAGAAGCUGUCCCUUAGCUCCACUGCUGCCACACAGGAGUCCUAAAGAUAGUGUUAUGUACAUGCACUAAAGCAUUCUGUGUAAUAUUGUUUGGUUGAAAUGUAUUUGCUUUGUCUGUCCGGUAUUUAUCCUAUAGGAGAUUUCAUUCAUCCGAACCGAUGAUCAGUUUUUUUAUUGUGACUCCGUCUUUUUGUUUUGUUUCAAUAUAAGUACAUACUGUACGUCUAGGCCUGCUCUGUGUUGCUAUCUCUGCAUCAGUGCAGCACCUGAUGUGGUGGAGGGGGAAGUUCUGCUGAGCAUCAGCAAAAUUGACGGGAAGGAAAGACAGCCAGGCAGCGUGGCGGCAGCACAAGGGGAAAGCAGAGUGGUCCGUCAGAAAAGCACCCUCAAAACAAUCUGCACCAGAAUUCCUUCUGUCAGCAAAUCCUCUGGAGAGAGAGUCCCUUUAGACAGAAAAACCCACUAAUGCACUUCAGAGCACACAACAACAGCACACACUCCCCCACCGAACAAACGACUUGAAACACCGGUCAACGCUACGCUUGUUUCCUUCGUGUUUUGUGGCCCUUUCUUUUGUCUCGUUACCACAUGGUGUUUAAAUCUAGCUUUUUCCUCUCUCUUUCUUUUGAAACCCUUUCCUUAAACGGACGCUAGAGUUCUUCUUUAAAGCUACCUCAUGGCUACAAAGCAUAUAAUGUCUUUCCAAAUGUCAGAAAAAGCAUUGAGAAAAAAUAAAAAAGUGGAGAGAAUAACAACAAAGUUUUGCGCAGUCUACCUCAGACGACUGUACAACAUUUAGCUGAUGGUGCAACCGCAGGCUGCAGCCUCGUGUGUGUGUGAGAUGGAGCUAUAGGAAACACACACACCUGAUUACGUCAAAAACACUCUCACAAGCGAUCUGUGAGGAAGGAAGAGUCGCCCUAAAGGUGACCUGGAAAUGUAUAAUCCGAUACAUUUGCUUUAAUCUUUUGUGAACUUCUGUGGUUGUGCGCGUGUGAAUGUGUAUAUACGUGGGCACACUCUUCUUUUUUUUAUUUAGUGUGUUGAAUUUUAUAAAUUGUUAGUAUAUAUAACACACUUGCACAACUUUAAACCAGAGUGUAACGUGUUUCUGUUGUACAUACCUAUACAUACAAUACAAAAAUGCACCACUUGUUUAUAUGUGUGAAUAUGUUGCCAUACUUGCAGUCAAUGUAUUUUCAUGUAAUCUUAGGUACAAGCAGCAACAAACGAUUCAUUAAAGACAUU
Molecule: messenger RNA, 5279 nt
Organism: Eleginops maclovinus (Patagonian blennie)
Lineage: Eukaryota; Metazoa; Chordata; Actinopteri; Perciformes; Eleginopidae
Product: fidgetin-like
Exons: 2
Coding region: 1-2388 (795 amino acids)
Molecular function (GO): ATP hydrolysis activity; microtubule severing ATPase activity; ATP binding
Source: RefSeq, a predicted model, not a curated record